GGGUGGCCAAACUAUGCCGUUAUCCUCUGUGUCUCUCCACCCUCCACCGGCUCUCCCGCCAACUUCAAACCGCUCGCCGCCGCCCGUCUCCCGCCUCCCGCGGCUCACACGCCGCCGCAGCGUCCUCCUCGCACGCGCGGGCGCCGCGGACAUGGCCGCCCCUGCCGCGGCCUCGCCAUCGGCCCCGACGCUGCUCGAGUACAUGGGCCGGGCCGGCACGCCCGCCGACCUCGCCGUCCUCGUCGCCCACAUCCAGGGCGCCUGCAAGAGCAUCGCCGCGCUCGCGGCGUCCCCGGGAAACGCGGACCUGUCGCGGGCGAAGGCGGCAGGCGGCGGGGCAGAGGCGGUGGCCGCCGGGCGGGACGCGCCCAAGCCUCUCGACGAAUUGUCGAAUGAGAUCAUCUUGUCGUCACUGCAAAGUUCGGGAAAAGUUGCAGUGGUAGCGUCUGAAGAAAAUGAUCUCCCUGUCUGGAUGUGCGAUGAUGGUCCCUAUGUUGUUGUCACAGACCCGCUUGAUGGUUCUCGCAACAUUGAGGUCUCCAUCCCCACCGGGACAAUAUUUGGGAUAUACAAUAGGCUGGUGGAACUUGACAAUCUUCCCGUAGAGGAAAGAGCUCAGCUAAAUUCUCUGCAAAGUGGAACUCGUAUGGUCGCUGCUGGUUACAUCCUGUAUUCAUCUGCCACCAUCUUUUGUAUCAGCUUCGGUGCAGGAACCCAUGGCUUCACCUUGGAUCGGUCGACGGGAGAAUUUAUUCUGACACAUCCUUCCAUCCAAAUACCCCCUAGAGGACAGAUAUAUUCAGUGAAUGAUGCACGAUAUUUCGACUGGCCUGAGGGCCUAAGGAAGUACAUUGACACGAUCAGACAAGGCAAGGGGCAGCAUCCGAAGAAAUACUCAGCCCGGUAUGUUUGCUCACUGGUCGCUGAUUUUCAUCGGACACUCAUCUAUGGUGGAGUCGCAAUGAACCCAAGGGAUCACCUUCGGUUGGUUUAUGAGGCAAAUCCUCUUAGUUUCCUUGCCGAGCAGGCUGGGGGUCGAGGCUCAGAUGGCAAGGCCAAAAUCCUUUCCAUUCAGCCUGUGAAGCUGCACCAGAGGCUGCCAUUGUUUCUCGGAAGCAUGGAGGACAUGCUUGAGUUAGAAAGCUAUGGAGAUGUCCAGCAGAAGGUCAAUCCUGGAUAUGAAGUUUAGUGUGACAAAGUAGGUAAAAUCUUCAGUUAUUGUAGCAUACAAUGAGGUAACAAAUGUAUGUAUGGCAAGUCUAUAUUUGCAAUAACAAUGUUGUCUGUGUCUUGUUUUC
Lolium rigidum is the source of this 1298-nucleotide messenger RNA. RefSeq names its product fructose-1,6-bisphosphatase, chloroplastic-like. Gene Ontology annotation, biological process: sucrose biosynthetic process; fructose 1,6-bisphosphate metabolic process; fructose metabolic process. NCBI's taxonomy places the organism in Eukaryota, Viridiplantae, Streptophyta, Magnoliopsida, Poales, Poaceae. Gene Ontology annotation, cellular component: cytoplasm; cytosol. Gene Ontology annotation, molecular function: fructose 1,6-bisphosphate 1-phosphatase activity. Bases 14 to 1189 code for a protein of 391 amino acids. The record is from RefSeq and is a predicted model, not a curated record. The transcript has 3 exons.